AUGACACCACAAACAAACGGCCACCACGCCAACGGCGAUGGUUACCCCAAGGGAAUGGACCCAAACGGCCACACCGGGCACGCACCUGAUGGCAAGAAGAACGGUGACCUGUACCGCGAUUAUGUCGAUGACCGGAACGCCACAUCUGAAGAAGUCACCUACGCAACAUCAAAUGGCGUUCCUUACCCUCAUCCCUACGAAUCACAACGUGCCGGCGAGAACGGUCCCCUCCUACUCCAGGACUUCCAUCUAGUUGAUCUUCUUUCACACUUCGAUCGCGAGCGUAUCCCCGAACGAGUUGUACACGCCAAAGGAGCCGGCGCACAUGGCUAUUACACCACUACAGACUCGUUGGAAGAUCUGUGUUUAGCGGAUAUCUUCAAGCAGGGUAAGACUUGCCCGGUGACAGUUCGGUUUUCGACAGUCGGCGGCGAGUCUGGAUCGCACGACUGUGCCCGUGAUCCUCGCGGAUUCAGCGUGAAAUUCCGAUCGCAGGAGGGCAACUGGGAUGUUGUUGCGAAUAAUACUCCGGUGUUUUUCUUGCGAGACCCAGCCAAGUUCCCCCAUUUCAUCCACACCCAAAAGCGCCAUCCAUCGACCCAUUUGACACAUGCCGAUGACUCCACAAACUUCUGGCAUUACGCGUCGCAGAAUCCUGAGUCUGUUCAUCAGUUCAUGAUCCUCUUCGGCGACCGUGGCAUUCCAGAUGGGUACCGCAAGAUGCAUGGUUACAUUGGCCACACACAUAAACUGGUGAACAGCAAGGGAGAAUGGGUAUACAUGCAACUCCAUUUCAAGUCUAAGCAGGGCACUGGUUUCAUCACACAAGAGGAUUCUGCAAACUAUUCUCCAGACUACUCGACAAAGGACUUGUAUCAAGCAAUCGAGAAGGGCGACUACCCUGGCUGGGACGUUUGCGUCCAGACUAUGACGCCCAAGGAAGCUGAAGAGCUAUGGGAGAAGCAGAAGAUUAAUGUGUUUGACUUGACGCACAUUUGGCCUCAGGACCAGUUCAAGCUGCGCAAGGUCGGAGAAUUCUUCCUCAACGAGAACCCACAGAACUACUUCGCAGAGGUUGAGCAAGUCGCUUUCAACCCUGCACACUUGGUCCCUGGUAUUGAGCCAUCAGCCGACCCCGUCUUGCAGUCCCGUCUGUUUUCCUACCCUGACACCCACCGCCACCGCCUCGGUGCCAACUAUCAGCAGUUGCCCGUAAACGCACCGCGUGUACCAUACCGCUUCGGUAACUUCCAGCGUGAUGGUCAAAUGGCCUUCUACAACCAAGGAGCACGACCAAACUUCCUUUCUUCGAUUGAACCUAUCUCCUUCAGGAACCGGUCUGUUGAGUUGAAUAAGGUCCACAACAACUUCCAGGGCGAUGCCAUUGCCUUCUUGUCUGAGAUCCGGCCGGAAGAUUUCAACGCCCCUCGCAAAUUAUGGGAGAAGGUGUUUGAUGACGGCGCAAAGGAGCGCUUCAUCAGCAACAUCUCCGGGCACAUGGAGACUUGCACAGACGACGAGACCAUCAAGAGGGUCAUCUCCAUCUUCAGAGAGGUGUCGGAUGAUAUCGCUACACGCCUGGAGAAGGCCACGGGCAAGAAGGGCUACGAUGGUAUUUCCAACCUACAGUUUAAUGGUUCCCACAAUGGCAUGACCAAGGAUUCUACCAAGGCGGCAGCAAACGGAAAGGAAAAGAGGUUUCAUGAGAGGAACGGUGCUCCUCGAUCUGGGGGCAUCAAAGCUUAA
Boeremia exigua is the source of this 1746-nucleotide messenger RNA. Its product is annotated as peroxisomal catalase-like protein. The transcript is spliced from 3 exons. Gene Ontology annotation, biological process: hydrogen peroxide catabolic process; response to hydrogen peroxide. Lineage: Eukaryota; Fungi; Ascomycota; Dothideomycetes; Pleosporales; Didymellaceae. The record is from RefSeq and is a predicted model, not a curated record. Gene Ontology annotation, molecular function: heme binding; catalase activity. The coding region runs from base 1 to 1746 and encodes 581 amino acids. Gene Ontology annotation, cellular component: mitochondrion; cytoplasm; peroxisome.